Messenger RNA from Mollisia scopiformis, 2012 nucleotides. RefSeq lists its product as uncharacterized. Gene Ontology annotation, biological process: positive regulation of transcription from RNA polymerase II promoter by galactose; DNA-templated transcription. Gene Ontology annotation, molecular function: zinc ion binding; DNA-binding transcription factor activity, RNA polymerase II-specific; RNA polymerase II cis-regulatory region sequence-specific DNA binding. NCBI's taxonomy places the organism in Eukaryota, Fungi, Ascomycota, Leotiomycetes, Helotiales, Mollisiaceae. Gene Ontology annotation, cellular component: nucleus. The transcript is spliced from 8 exons. The record is from RefSeq and is a predicted model, not a curated record. Bases 66 to 2012 code for a protein of 648 amino acids.
CCCGACUUUCAAUGCAUCAAACACAAUGCCGCCCACUUGAAGUCGUAUGACUGAAUGAAUGAACAAUGCCCCGACCGCGAGUGCGACCAGCCGACCGGCAACGUGCCCCAAAGGCAUGCAUCACUUGCAAUACCUCGAAGAAGCGCUGCGACGCGAAUCUACCCUGUUCACUAUGCGUGAAGAAGGGCCGCGCUGCGUCGUGCACUUAUCCCGAUGCUGUGCGACAGCGUCGUAGGAGUAGGAGUCCUAGGGUUAUCGAUACGCAGCACUCGAGGUUACGUGAACGGGAGAGUGAGAGUGUGGUUGAGACCCGAGAAUCAUCACUACAGUGUAGUCAACAACCGACGAUGCUGUUGAGUUCUCGAGGCGAACAAGUCUACAUUGGCAAUGUCGCUGCCAUUUCUUUUCCGCAGUUCUUACAGAAGACUCUGAAGCGCUAUAUUGGGCCGUCGUCCUUCACGGACCUUAGAAAAAACAAGACCAUGUUAGAAGUCCAAGUGCAAAGUGGUGGAACUGGUCAAUUUGAGGACGCCCUUGAUCAUGCAGAAAAGCAGGAUUUGAUUCAAUGCUUUCUGAGAGUCUCUAAUGGUAUACUUCAUCUCUUCUCAGAUCAAGAUAUCUCUCGGCUUCUCCGCUUAGAUAAUAUUCAACAUCCGGCGACAGAGUCUUUGAACUUUCAUCCCCAACGAGAUGAUAUGGCAUGCCUUUAUCUCAUGAUAGCGAUUGGUGCUCAGUGCAGAGGAAAGAGUGAAGCCGAGAUCAAACUUGCGGGAAAGUAUUUCACGAAAGCUCAACAAAUAGCCUUUGUGCACAUGCUACAAGACCCCUCGCUUGCUAUGAUUAGAAUUUUCUUGAUGAUGGCCUUCUUCAUGCUUGGGGCUUGCCGUCGAAAUACUGCUUUUCUCUACAUUGGGAUCGCUUCAAAGGCUGCAAUAAUUCUGGGACUUCACAUUUCGUAUCAGCAUGGUCGUGCGUCAGUAGAGGAGCGAGCAGUGAGGCGCCGGACUUGGAUGAGCUUAAGAGUCCUUGACCUUUUGUGCAGAGAUGGGUACGAAAAAGAAGAUGUCAGCAACGAGAUCAAAGAUCAUCGAACACUGGCUCUACGAGCGAGUUACGAGUCCUCUGCCAUCAUCGAGACCAUUGUCCAAAGCUGUGCAAACUCCAGCAAUCUUGAUAUCAAAUCUGCAGAAACAUUUCUACAAAUGUUAAGAGAGUGGAGUCAAGCAUUGCCAGAAAGUCUUCGCAAUUCUCCUAAGGCUCAGAGUGACAGCAACACUCACUUAGUACCGGACCCUCGCGAGCUCACUAUUGGCAACAUUCAUGUUUCUUGCACAUAUUACUUUGGUGUGAUAUUGGUCACGCGGCAGUUUCUGAUCUCCCGUGUAAUGUCUCAAUUGCGCGGCAGAAGGUCACCAACAGCACUUCCCGUGCUGACUGAGCUGCCAGCAGACGAGAGAGAGAAAGAGAUCGUAUUUCAGUUCUCAAAGGGAUGUAUUAGCUCCGCUAUGUUCAUGACGCAGCUGUGCUACGAAGCUUGUGUGAACAAUAUUCUCCUCGACAACAUGUGUCUUUUAAAAGCAUGGCUCUUCUCUGCAGGUCUAGUACUAGGAUUCUGCCUUUUGGUAGAAGAAGAAGACUGUGCCAAAAUCCAGCAAGCAUUAAAUCACGCUCGAGAGACUCUUCAGAAACUGUCAAGACUGAGUCCGCAAGCGCAACAAUACUACGAUAUUCUAACAAGCUUCUGGAGCGCAAUCGAACUGUACCGAGAACAGCUACUCAUACACCAGAAACCAAGCACCAAUCCAUAUGUGGAACAGAUCAUGACUUUUGACGAAAUCGGUAGUGGAUGGCAAGGCGGAGAUCAGUCGCAAGUACCGGCACUAGGGCAAUUACGAACUCCUGAAGCAAGCCAUGGCGGCGAUGAUAUAGGAGCAGUGUUUGACGGAGGGUAUCUUGGUGGUCAGUUGGAAAUGCCAUCGAACAUGACUCAAAGAUUUGUUCGUAACCAAUGA